AUGACACGACUGUCUCUUCCUCCUACUAGAAUCACGCCUACAUCAAAGACCUCCAUAGAUUGUGUCUGUACGAACCUGGACCAUGAAUACUUAAAUGUGACGAUCAUUAACACAGCAAUAUCAGACCACACUGCCCAACUAUGUACAAUUAGAAACAUAAUGAAACACAAAGAUCAGUCCUUGACUUCAGAAAAUAGAAUACUCAGUUCGAGAAACAUCAUGAACAUGGGGAGUCUGCUAGACCUACAAGACUGGAAAAUAGUUCUCGAGUCAGUCUCUGUAGAUGAAUCAUAUGAAAAUUUUUGCAAGAUUCUGACAAAUGCUUUGGACAUAACCUGCCCUGUCACCAAGUCAAAAAGGAAAAGAACAAAGCAAAAAGUUUCUGCAGACAGAGAGACAGUUCAACUGAAGAACAUUUUCCUUGAGGCAUUUGACAAAUACAACCUGACAGGACGAGAAGAGGACAAGAACGAUGCAAUGGCAAAAAAGAAAGCAUAUGAUAUGAAACUAAGAACUGUUAAACGACUAGAAGUAGCAAAGAGUAUUGCCCUAUCAAAUGACAAACCAAAAACACUUUGGAAAAUCAUUAAUAAUGAAAGGAAGAUGGGAGAAAGAAAAAUGCUACCAACAACUUUGCAUAUAGAAGGACGGGAAGUAAAUGAACCAGCUGCCGUUGCGAACCAUCUAAACGAUCACUUUGUCAUGAUUGCAGAUAACACUCUAAAACAAAAUGGUCAGAUCAACACUACUUUCCCAGUUCCCCAAAACCAACAUCACAACAUACCAAGCCUUUUCUUGCACCCAACUACAGAACAGGAAGUAAUCAGUGUAAUUAACACAUUCAAAGCAAAACCGUCUGCAGGGGUGGAUGGAAUAUCAGCAAAAAUCGUAAAAGCUUGCAAAGAACAAAUCCAGCUACCACUAACUGACAUUGCUAAUAAGUCUUUUGCCCAAGGAAAAUUUCCAGAACUACUAAAAGUAGCAAAAGUCUACCCAAAAUUUAAAAAAGGUGAUGUAACUGAUGCAAACAACUACAGGCCCAUCUCCCUUAUCAGCACAUUUUCUAAGGUGAUAGAGAAACUUGUCCUAGCCAGAUUAUUACAACAUUUGUAUCAACAUAACCUGUUAAACAACAAACAGCAUGGUUUUAUGGCAGGAAAGUCAACAUCUACAGCUAUAGUUGACUUAGUCGAAACUAUUAUUGACCACUUAGAAUCUGACAACAUUCCUAUGGCAAUACUCCUUGACUACUCUAAAGCCUUCGACUGUCUGGACCAUAAUCAACUUCUGGGAAAGCUUAAGAACCUGGGUAUUGAGGGGAAAGCAGCUGACUGGUUUGAGAGCUACCUUCUCAACAGAAAACAAAUAGUAGAGAUUAAACACAUGGAUAAAGGAACAAUUCAGUCUGUGAAAUCAAAAACCCAGACUACAACAAGAGGUGUGCCACAAGGUUCUGUACUGGGACCAGUCAUUUUAUUCACGAAUGACUUCUCUUCAUGUGUUACAAAGCCAUUAACAAAGACUCUGAAUCCACUCAAGACUGGAUCACAACUGCACACAUACAACACCCGACAUGCAACAAACUACUGCCUCCCUGUACACCGCCUGACCAAAUAUGAAGAGAAGCCAAGCUACAUGGGAUCCAAGCUUUGGAACCAUCUUCCAGCAGCAGUGAAGGGGACAGAUGACCAGCACCUGAGACAACGGCUUGUAUAUCUGCAGUGCCUGCCAGUGUUUGACGUGUUUCCACCACCUGGAUUUAGUGCGGGGAUCACUAAGCCUGAAUCACGGUUCGCUGAACAGUUCUCAGGAAAAACUUGGCACGCGAGGCUCGG
Homalodisca vitripennis (glassy-winged sharpshooter) is the source of this 1835-nucleotide messenger RNA. RefSeq lists its product as uncharacterized. Lineage: Eukaryota; Metazoa; Arthropoda; Insecta; Hemiptera; Cicadellidae. The annotation marks the transcript as partial. The record is from RefSeq and is a predicted model, not a curated record. The transcript is spliced from 3 exons.